Molecule: messenger RNA, 3354 nt
Organism: Westerdykella ornata
Lineage: Eukaryota; Fungi; Ascomycota; Dothideomycetes; Pleosporales; Sporormiaceae
Exons: 2
Coding region: 167-3271 (1034 amino acids)
Biological process (GO): establishment of mitochondrion localization; dynein-driven meiotic oscillatory nuclear movement; microtubule cytoskeleton organization
Cellular component (GO): cell cortex; mitochondrion
Molecular function (GO): tubulin binding; phospholipid binding
Source: RefSeq, a predicted model, not a curated record
UCGACUUGCGCUGCGCCCCGUCACCGGAGUCUGCAUCUCACUAUAUCGGCAUGCGUUGAAUCCUGCAUAAUCCCAGAGCCACUUUCGGCGUGGUUCGAAGUUUCAACCCAAGGACUUAUAUACUUCACCCGAUACAGCUACUCGCCUCGUUCCCUCUACAGACACCAUGGCCACCGACUACUUUUCCGACAACGAGCUCUUUGUCUCGAACCAGCCCCUGCCUUCGCCCUCCGACACCCCCUAUCAUUCCUUGUCACCGAGGACAUCACAAUAUGGCACUCCUUCCACCGACAUGCCCAGCUCGCCAGCUCCCUUCCCUCCAGAUCCUGCAGAGAACUCGGAAGACGUCUCCAUACUCGAUCCUAGACGCUUCACUCCUACGUUGCACGCUUCGCUGGUCUCGGAAAUCCUGAAUCUACGUCGCGAGUUGGAUGCCAAAUACAAGUCCAUCGAAGAGCUGGAAACGAGUCUGCAUAAAUCACGGGCCGAGAAUGAUGCCUUGACAAGCCAAUUGUCUGCCAAUGCAAAGGAGACGAGAGCAGUGAAGCGCCAGCUCCAGCAAUUCGAGAGCGGCACUCUCUCUGCCCUUGAGGCGCUUGCUGGCGAACGGGACAAGGCCAAAGAUGCGAAUGAUGAUCUGAAGGCGAAACUGGAGGCGCUCCAGAAAAAGCUGCGAUCCCAGGAAGACGACUCGACGCGUGUCCACGACAUGUGGGCGCGGGAAAAGGAGGCUUGGGCAGGUGAGAAACGGCUGCUGGAGCGACGUGUGCACGUGUCUGAGAGCCGAUUGAAGAUGCUAUUCGAAGAGCUGGCUCUGCGCGAAACCAUUCAAGAGGGAGCAGAAUCACAGAGUGAGGGUGAGGACAUGACACGCGACAGCGGCGUGGGCCACGAGAGUGAUACGGCCAGCAUCCGCUCAUCACCUCAGCGAAGACCUUCCACUCGUAUCGCACGCCAUUCCCGCAACUUGAGUAAUGGCAGCUACCGCAGUAUCGGUCGAGGCUACCGCAUGUCCCUCAUGAGCGGGACUGGUUCCGAGGGACAUGGCCGUUCCAACGGACUUAGUUUGGCGGAUGAGUUGAUCUUCGACGAGGAAGAGGAGGAUUUGGACGGACUGGAACUUGAUUCGGAUGACUUUCCGGAGAACGAGAUGCGGGCGAGAAGAGCACUCGAGUCACGUCAGUCCAUGCGCCAGGAUGAAAAGGCCAAACGGAUUCUGGGUCUCAGCUUGGAGAACCAAGCGACCAACACGGAGCUGCCUUCAUCCAGUCAACCCGAUUCGCCUGGGAUAAACCGCAUGGCGACGGCGACCUCCAUGACCAUCACAGCCCAUGACGCCCACUUGAUCUUCCCCCCGACGAAACCAAUCUAUGUCGAUAGAGGUGUCCAACCAUCCCCUCCGCCUUCUCCAGCACGCCCGGAAUCUAGCCAAUCAUUGAGCUCCUUCGCGCCUGGUAAAUCAACAGAUCGGUUGAGCUUAUCCAUGGAAGUCGAGGCCAACCAGAGCCGAAAACGUAUCUCGGUAGUUCCAAGCUGCCCGGAAAGUGAGCAAUUGCAAGCGACUCCACCGUCGUCAACUGGAGUGUCAGCGGCAAAACCAGAGGAGCGCCCGCUGAGUCCUCCCGCCACGCCAAAAGUUGUCGAGCCCUUGGCUCAGCCUGUUUCACAAAGGACGGAGCCCCCCGACGUCACCUCUGUGUCCACCCAGACCGAGCCUGAACCCCUGCCGGAGAUUCCAUUGCGCAGCCCCCGGCGAGCUCCUCCGCCCGUACCAAUAACUGUUCCCUCCAUCGCAAUCCAUGCGCCAACUUCUGCUCCACCUUCGCCAAAAGACCCCGUCCUCCCACCCGGAACGAAGAGCGUUGCUACUCAAACCUCUGGGGAUCUGAGGCAGGAUGUACGCUCUGUGGGCAUUCAAACCGAUCCCAUCCGGGUCGAUAAGAGGCUCAUCAAGUUGCCACCGCAUCUUCUACCCUCCGCUAUCUCUUCGAGGCCUGGAACGCCAGAGGUUAGACAAGGAGCUAAGCCGGCGGCAAGUACAAGCAACAAGGAACCACAGUUGCCCCGUUCGCAAUUAAAAUCAACGGAGAAGGAAACCACCAUGAUCUCCACCCGCCAGGAUCUCAUGGCACUGCUCGAGGAUGCUGGGGACAAGAAGAUUGAGGAUCGGUAUCCAGGCAACAAUGACAACGGUCCUUUGGCGCGUGGCACCGAAACUGUGCUCAGUCGGCCAUUCCGAACAAGCAGUUUGUUUGCGGGAUUCGAUGGCCCCUCCUCCGACGAGGAAGACAAUACGGCCGACGUGAAUGAAGACGAUUUCCGGUUGCCACAUCACCCAAGUUCGAUGUUGUCGUCGCGCAAUGUCAAGAGUGGUCGCAUAUUCGCGAAUCCGCCAACGCCAGUACCGGAGGACAAGGAAGUCGAUUCCACCUGCCGCCCCUCGGAAGAUUCUUUGGGUUCUGGUAAGUAUUCUUCGGAUCGCGGCUCUUUCGACAGACCUUCCAGAGUGGGCAAGCAUGCGCGUGGCGGCCCGGUUCGUCAACCAAGCAUUCGCCGUUCGGCGAUGAUACAAAAUGGAACCGCUGCACAUGUUAGGUCGCGCAGCCCAAGCUUGACCAGUAGCGCCUCUUCGCAACUGGUUGUGAAGCCGCCAUUCCCCGUCCCCACUCGCUCGAGCUCCAGGAAAACUCCCUUGAGCAAGAGUGAGGGGUCCCAGAGUCCGACCCCGAGAGGCAGUGGGCCGCUUCCCGGGCGACGUCCAUAUGGCAUGCGUCCGCACCAGCGCAAAGACAGUCUACGGAAGGUGAGGUCGGCCGCUGUGAUACAAAGAGGAGGCCGGACCAGGAGCCGUUCACCACCCCUACCUGCCACCCCUGUGAUACCUCCUAGCCCACCGCCGCCUCCUCUCCCUAUGGAUUCUGUAACUGGCCAUCGCUUCGGGCAUCGCCCCCAACUGUCCACUCAGACGUACCACACAGCGAGUAAUUCGGUGGGAAGUGGAAGUUACCAGGCAAGCGUGGUCGACUCCAUUGCUGCGACCAUGGUCGGGGAGUGGAUGUGGAAGUACGUCCGCAAGCGUAAGGCCUUUGGCGGCCCCGAGUCACCCGUAGACGUUCGCUCCGGGGAUGACGGCUCCGCUCUCAAUGGCAAUGGAGUGCGCCAUAAGCGGUGGGUUUGGAUCUCACCAUAUGAACGCUCAGUGCUUUGGAGCAGCAAGCAGCCGACCACAAGUUCGGCCCUGAUAGGCAAGGGCGGUCGCAAGCGUAAGUGAAAUUGUACCACUACUCUAUGCUAGUGACGGCAGUGAAUCUAACCGCCCAUCGCAGUCAGUAUCCAAUCCGUCCUUGAUGUUGC